Molecule: messenger RNA, 2680 nt
Organism: Ziziphus jujuba (common jujube)
Lineage: Eukaryota; Viridiplantae; Streptophyta; Magnoliopsida; Rosales; Rhamnaceae
Product: leucine-rich repeat receptor-like serine/threonine-protein kinase At1g17230
Exons: 4
Coding region: 327-2393 (688 amino acids)
Biological process (GO): protein phosphorylation
Cellular component (GO): membrane
Molecular function (GO): protein binding; protein kinase activity; ATP binding
Source: RefSeq, a predicted model, not a curated record
UUGCUUUAAAUCGACGACAGGAAAUGCUCCAAAUAGUGACGGCCACUAUAGCCAACUGUCAUGCCAAAAAUCAAAUCGCAAAUCCUAAUGUGAAACUGUCUGUCAGCAACCCCCGAAAAGUGGCAGUGAUUGCACUGUCCCUUUGAAAAAUCCUACGUAUUGUGCCUCUCUUUCUUCCUUCCUCAUCCUCACAAAGUUACAAAAAGUUUUCUUUGAGACUGAGACACGACCUUGAGAAACAAACAUGGGAUUCUCAUUAUAAGGGAGAAAAGAGAGCAAAAAGAUCUUUGGCAAGAAAGAGCACUGGAAAUUUCUUUUUGAGCUCAAUGGCUCAAAUGGGUCUGCUUGGUUUUCUCUUUUCUCUUCUUGUUUUGGUCACAAUUUCUAGUCCACGUUCUGUUUGUGGAAAUGCUGAGGUUGAAUCUCUCAUGGAGUUGAAAUCAUCUUUGGACCCAGAGAACAGGUUCUUGAGGUCAUGGACUAAAGAUGGUAACCCAUGUAGUGGCUUGUUUGAAGGGGUAGCCUGCAAUGAACACCAGAAAGUGGCCAACAUUACGCUGCAGGGGAAGGGUCUCUCCGGCAAGAUAUCGCCGGCGGUGGCCGAGCUGAAAUGCUUGUCGGGUCUUUAUUUGCACUACAACAACUUGUCUGGAGGAAUUCCAAGAGAAAUUUCUAACCUUACCGAGCUCGCCGAGCUCUAUCUUGAUUUUAAUAGUCUCUCUGGGGAAAUACCUUCUGAGAUCGGCAACUUGGCUAGUCUUCAAGUUCUGCAACUGUGCUGUAACCAGCUGACUGGAAGCAUACCUAACCAGAUGGGUUCCUUGAAGAGGCUAGCUGUUAUUGCUCUGCAGCAUAACAGACUAACUGGAGCAAUUCCUGCUAGUUUAGGGAACUUAGAGACUCUAAAAAUGCUCAAUUUGAGCUUUAACAGCUUAUUUGGUCCAAUUCCCACCAAAGUAGCUAAUAUUCAAUCAUUGGAAACCCUAAACGUCAGAAACAAUUCUCUUUCUGGAGUUGCCCCUCCUACUCUGAAACGAUUGAAUGGGGAAUUCCAUGGUGAGAACAAUCCAAACCUAUGUGGAAUUGGGUUUCCAGAAUUACGAGUUUGCACACCUUUUGACAUAGAUAAAGUGAAUGUUGAUGGAACUGGACCCGUUGGACCAAACAUGGAUAAUACUGCUCCAAAAAUUAACCCUGAGUCUGCAAAUUUCCGACUGCAUUGCAACCAAACACAUUGCACAAAUCCAACAGGUAUACCACGAACUGCAUUUGUUGCUGUGGUCAUUACAGUCACUAUUGCAAUGACAGGGACAAUAUUUCUGGUUAUUUUUCGUUACCGGAGGAAGAAACAAAAGAUCGGGAGUAUAUCCGAUCCUUCUGAUGGUCGGCUUAGCACUGACCAAGCUAAAGAAUUCUAUAGUAGAAGUGCCUCUCCACUUGUAACUGUUGAAUACUGCAGUGGAUGGGAUCCAUUAGGUGAUGGUCGGAAGGGCAACAGCUUCUUUUCUGAGUACUCGAGCAACUACAGGUUCAACAUGGAAGAGAUUGAGUCUGCAACUCAGUACUUUUCUGAGGUGAACCUGUUGGGGAGGAGCAAAUUCUCUGCUGUUUACAGAGGAGUUUUAAGAGAUGGUUCUGUUGUAGCUAUUAGGAGCUUUAAUGUAACCAGUUGCAAGUCUGAGGAGGCUGAAUUUGUCAAAGGGUUGAACUUAUUAUUUUCACUAAGACAUGAAAACCUCGUUAGGCUGAGAGGUUUCUGUUGCUCAAGGAGCAGAGGUGAAUGUUUUCUGAUCUAUGAUUUUGUGCCAAAGGGAAAUCUUUCCCGUUAUCUAGAUUUAGAAGAUGGAAUUAACCACCAAGUUCUUGACUGGUCCAAGAGGGUCGCUAUUAUCAGUGGCAUUGCAGAAGGUAUUGGAUAUUUGCACAGCAGUGAAGCGGACAAACCAGCUUUAGUCCACCAAAACAUUUCUGUCGAGAAGAUUCUCAUUGAUCAGCAGUUUAACCCCUUAAUUUCUGACUCUGGACUUCCUAAGAUUCUUGCUGAUGACAUUGUAUUCUCAGCUUUGAAAGUAAGUGCUGCCAUGGGAUAUCUAGCUCCUGAGUACAUUAGCACUGGCCGGUUCACAGAGAAAAGUGACAUAUAUGCGUUUGGAGUGAUUGUCCUCCAAGUCUUAUCAGGGAAGUGCAAUAUUCUCACCAACUCAAUGCGAUUAGCUGCAAACUCUAGCAGAUUUGAAGAUUUCAUCGACCCCAAUCUAAACGGUGAAUUCUCUGAAUCAGAAGCUACGAAACUGGCAGAACUUGCACUCAAUUGCACCCAUGAGCUUCCUGAUGAGAGACCAACCAUGAAGCAAGUCAUUGGGGAGCUGAGCAAUUUACCUACCAGUUCUUGAUUGCCUUACAUGUUGAAGAAACUGCCGGGGAGAUGAGCCUUACUGGAUUAUAAACUACUCUGAAGUGAAGGUGUUGGUGAUGAAACUGUGGCUUUUCUGGAGAUUGAGAAUAGAUAUACGUUUUUCAUGUAAAUUGGAGAUGGUGGAAACAAAAAGUUUUGGGGAAGGAAAAUCCCCUGUGAUUAUUUGUAAUAAUUCUUCUUUAUGGCCCAUUAGCCCUGCGAAAAAGGUGGCUCAGCAUCUCAUGCAUCAAAGUUCUGACUAAAUAUACCAAGGAAGUUUGUGAA